AAUAUGGCGGCGUCCAUGGAGGCGAGAGAUCCAAACACCAACAUCCCGGAGUACGAAUAUCUCGAUGUUAAUACAAAACCGUUUCAUGUCGGUUCUUUUAGAAAGGAAUGGCUGAGCAGACUGAAGCCAAACGAGUACUCGUACGAGGAGGGGGACGAGGACGAGUUUAAUGCUAACUUUGCUAAAGAGAUGGGGGUCGGCGCGGAGACUAUGGCUGAACUCAAGGCUGUUUGCAGCGUUGAUUCGCUUCGUUGUCAUCCUGAAGAUCAGCAGCCCGACACGGAACUUGUACCUCCAGACGCAACAUUAAGAACACUAGUGCAAAGGAAGAAGAGACAAGAUCACAGAGCUUCUCUUAAAAAAGUGAAAAAGAACAGACAUGAUCUCUAUGCUGAUGAACUGGAGCGUUUAACAGUUGGCAGAAAACCAGAAACGAUGACUGCCAUGGUCCCUGAAGGAGAGGUCAUUCUAACCAUCAAUGUCUACUACCCAGCUGUUUUCGAGAAAUUUAACUACAUCAGACCCCACAUGACACUGCUGAUGAUGGGCUCCCACAGCUUGGCAGAGCUCAGGGAUGCCAUUUGCUGUGUCGGCGACUUGCAAGUGUGCGGAGAGUUCAGCAACGCCCCCGACGUGGUGCCAGAAUUCAUCAGCAAGGAUCAUUACAAGUCAGCUUUCUUCUUCUUUGAAGGCGUUUUCUAUAAUGACAUGCGAUUUCCUGAGUGCCAGGACAUCAGUGCGACUACAAUUGAAUGGGCUCAGUCCCGUAACUUCCCAUCCUACAGCCAGGCCAAGAUGGAGGACACACUAUUGGUGGAUCUGAAAGUGAAAGUGGGAUUCCCGUACCUUUACUGUCAUCAGGGAGACUGUGAACAUCUGGUCAUCAUCACAGAUGUCAGACUGGUCCACAAGAACGACUGUCUGGAUAAGAAGCUGUACCCGCUGCUCACGCAUAAGCACAGAAUCAUCACCCAGAGGUGUUCUGUUUGCCAUGUCUUCAUUGGCAGAUGGUACACCACCAGUGAUCAGUUUGCUCCAAGUGACCCGUGUCUGUUUUGUGACAAAUGCUUCCGGAUGCUGCACUAUGACACUCAAGGCAACAAACUGGGAGACUUCUUGGCCUAUCCCUAUGUGGACCGGGGUGCCUUUAAUUAAUGAUUCUCAUGAUUUAUUGCUGUAUAAUACAGUUAAAUUAUUUAUAUUUCGGAAGGAAAUGUUUUGAUACUUGGAAAAGUACAUCAAAACUUUGUUUUGAGUUUCCUCUUUGAAUUAAGCAGUAACAUUUACUGAACGACUGAUGUAACAGUUCAGUUAACAGCAGCACGGUCAGUUUAAUGUUAAGCACCUUAUACAUAUUUUUCUGUAAAGUCACUUUUUUUUUUUUUUUAAAUACACAAGAAAAGCUUUUUGUCUGAGUUCAUUAAAAGUAUCUGAAUAGUUAACCUGCUUUGUGGUUUGAUCUGGUCUGACACUGGUCUAAGCCCUGAUUGGUGGACAUUUAUACAGCUUAUUUAACUUCUUUUCACCUAGUUCAAAUCAAUGAGGGCCGCACGUCUUAUAGAGUGAUGAAUCCAAAUUUGAACGUUUUGGUUUAAAUCAGCAUGUAUGAAGUCAGAAGAGAGGAACAACAGUGAGUGUCUACAGCCAUUUGUAAAACACAGUGGAGGCUCUGUCAUGGUUUGGGGCUG
This is a messenger RNA of Archocentrus centrarchus (flier cichlid), 1688 nucleotides long. It is a transcript of the gene snapc3, whose product is annotated as small nuclear RNA activating complex, polypeptide 3. The transcript has 9 exons. Gene Ontology annotation, molecular function: RNA polymerase III type 3 promoter sequence-specific DNA binding; bent DNA binding; core promoter sequence-specific DNA binding. Gene Ontology annotation, cellular component: snRNA-activating protein complex. Gene Ontology annotation, biological process: snRNA transcription by RNA polymerase III; snRNA transcription by RNA polymerase II. Bases 4 to 1155 code for a protein of 383 amino acids. The record is from RefSeq and is a predicted model, not a curated record. Lineage: Eukaryota; Metazoa; Chordata; Actinopteri; Cichliformes; Cichlidae.